Molecule: messenger RNA, 834 nt
Organism: Kickxella alabastrina
Lineage: Eukaryota; Fungi; Kickxellomycota; Kickxellomycetes; Kickxellales; Kickxellaceae
Exons: 2
Source: RefSeq, a predicted model, not a curated record
CUUGCUGUGUUUUUAAAUAUUGACGCGGCGCACACAGGACAGCCGCUAAUGCCAAUCUUGGGUGGCAACGAGGCAGUGCAGAACCAGAAAUUGUGGCAGGAUGCUGACUUGGCUUGCAUGGACUACGCAAUGGCCGCCGGCCACCAGAUUGCAAAUCUCAAGCUGCGCGCAGUGCAAGGUUUUCUCGCGCGCCAUAUUGAAGCAAAAUGUCUGAUUCGGCCCAUAUACUACUACAUGUACAAGCGCUACGCUGACACACAGAGCACCGAAUUACCCGUGGUGGAUGAGGGCAUGCAGUUUCAAAUAUACAGCACGGUGCUCGAGGUCAUGGAGCGCUCAUACGGAAGAGUUUUGCCGCUGCCAUACGUCAUGUACACCACGCUGUUUGCCAUAGCCUGGACCAACGAGCAAAUAAUCAACGGUAUUGUCAAAACUGCCACCGGAGAAAAUAUACCUGCCAACGAUGCUGCAUUGCUGCCAAAACCGCUGGGAGCCAAGGAUCUUUUAGAAAUUAUUGACUGGGAUUUUGCCGCUGUCAUUGGCCGUUUGCUUGCGCACCGGUACCAUGGCUUGGAUAAAAGCGAGGCGGCAAUGCGAGCCAAGCUUGGAGCGCUGGCGUUUGGAGUGGACACAUCGCAGGACCAGCCGUAUCCGCCCAUUCUUCCACUGCAAGACAUGCAAUUUCACCAGUUUGUCCACCAGUAUGUGUCGAUGAUUUACAUCAAGUGGCCCCACGGCUUUGUCUAUAUGGUCAUUGAUGAGGCUGUGUGUGCUUACAAUGUUAUUAUCCAGUCCAUCCGCGACCAACCGACCAGGGACACCAAGUAAUUUGAU